UGUAUCUGUUAUUUAACUAUAUUGAACGGAUAAUUUAUCUAUUAAUAAUAAUAUACAUAAUAUUGCGAUUACAAUGUUUUACUGAUAUUUAAUCAGACAAGCCUGCUCCGCAUUGUCAGUGUGUGUGCAUAUUUUGUACCGAUAACAUGAUAAAUAAAGUUGCUAUUGUUACUGGAGCCAAUAAAGGCAUUGGUUUUGGAAUAGUGAAAGAGUUAUGUAGACGUGGAGUCAGUCAUGUUUAUCUUACGUCUCGUGAUGUAAAAAAAGGUUUAGAAGCUGUUAAUAAUCUAAAACGAGAAGGUUACAAUCCUUUUUUUCACCAACUCGACAUAACAAACGAAGAAAGUGUUAUAAGGUUCGCUGGUUUUGUUAAAAUAGAGUUGAGGGGAAUUGAUAUUUUAUUUAAUAAUGCUGCAGUCGCAGGUGAUAACGUAACAGGAGCAACAUAUGAAGACGCGAAAAACGUUAUCAGUGUCAACUUUGAUAGCAUUCUCACUAUUGAAAAGUAUAUCUUUCCGUUGUUAAAUAAUAACGCACGUGUUAUCAACAUGUCUAGUGAUCUCGGGCACUUAUCUAAACUGAAGAAUAAAUAUUGGAUUAAUACUCUAUCAAAAGAUAACUUAACGUUAGAAAAUGUCAAAAAUUUUACGGAUUGGUUUUUAGACGCGGUAAGGAAUAAUACUUUGAAAGAAGAAGACUUUUCGUUGCCUUAUUUUUUAUCGUAUGUAGUAUCAAAAAUCGCUUUGUCUGCCUACACGAGAAUACAGCAGAAAAAAAUUGAGAGAGGAAUUUCUAUAAAUUCGUUGCACCCGGGCUUUGUGAAAACGUCGAUGACGAAGGACACAGGUAUGCUGACUAUCGAGCAAGCCAGUGAUGCUCCCGUUUAUUUGGCUUUGGAUGCUGAUCAAUCUAUCAAAGGCAAAUACGUUUGGUUUGACAAAACCGAAAAAGAUUGGACUAAUAUUUCACUAGACCUAAAUUACAUUGAUCCAAGCGAAUUUAAAGAAUUAUUGGAUCGGAGAGCUAAAGAAAUGCACUAAGAGCUUUAGUAUUAUAGUUAUUCAACUUCCUUUGUAUUUAUCUUGUAAUGUCAAAAAAUCUUAAUAAAAUAUUCCUUUUUCUUUUACUUAUA
Pieris rapae (cabbage white) is the source of this 1132-nucleotide messenger RNA. RefSeq names its product (+)-neomenthol dehydrogenase-like. NCBI's taxonomy places the organism in Eukaryota, Metazoa, Arthropoda, Insecta, Lepidoptera, Pieridae. Gene Ontology annotation, molecular function: carbonyl reductase (NADPH) activity. The coding region runs from base 147 to 1040 and encodes 297 amino acids. The record is from RefSeq and is a predicted model, not a curated record. The transcript has a single exon.